This is a messenger RNA of Tetranychus urticae (two-spotted spider mite), 4242 nucleotides long. RefSeq lists its product as uncharacterized. Gene Ontology annotation, biological process: protein dephosphorylation. The record is from RefSeq and is a predicted model, not a curated record. Gene Ontology annotation, cellular component: nucleus; cytoplasm. Gene Ontology annotation, molecular function: non-membrane spanning protein tyrosine phosphatase activity. Lineage: Eukaryota; Metazoa; Arthropoda; Arachnida; Trombidiformes; Tetranychidae.
UCUCUUACUUACUAACAACAUUGUGGAGCUGCAUUCCAGCAUUGUUUUUUAGCUUUCUUGGCCCGGUUUCUCUUUACUCUCGUCAACUUUCUUAUCCCUCCCUCUCUUUUCCCUCUCCUUUGCUUUCUUAUAACUUUAAUUGUUUGUUUUUUUACUGUUCCCUGGCUAUUGUAUUCAUCCAUAUAUUAUACUGACAUCACCAUCAUCAUCAACACCAUCAUCAUAAUUAACAUCAACAUCUACAAUAAAAAAACCUCAACGACAAUAACUACCAACAAACAUUCCUAAUGUUAUCCUGUUGAUUAAAUAAAUCUGUAGUUUCAACUAUUACUAAACUUUUUUCAUCUUUUGCCUUUUCUCCUUCUCUUCUUCUCUCUCUCUCUCCUUCUUCUCCCUCUUCCGUUUCUUUUUCUUAGUAUUAUUGUUGUUGUAGCUGGUCGAGCUGCAACCUAAAGGAUCUGUGUAGGGAGACUUGUUAGCCGUCAUUUUUUCUCUUUCCACUUACAUAAAUAAAGUUCCAUAGACUUGGUUCAAGUUGGUUUCUUCAUCUUCCAUCUUCUUAUUUUUCUUCUUCUCCCACUUCUUGAUUUCUCUUUUUCACCAUUUAAGUUACCUUUUUUUCCUACCUCGCCACCAUCAUCAGAAACAGCAGCAAUAACAUCAUAUCACUGUGACAUUACCAGAGGAAUUUUUCUUACAAAAGUGUUUUCUUCUUUUUUCUCUACUGUUUAUUUUGUGCUUACCUUUGAUGUUUUAAUUUUUGUUGACUUCUGGAAAACUCAAAGUUGUUGUUUCUUUCAGACUUCAACUUUUUUUCCCUUUUGGUCCACUGUCAAACAUUUUUUUUGUGUUCAAAUUUUUUUAACCCAUUCAACAGAACAUGAAUUUGAAGACAAUCUUGAGAAAUUUUCUCAAUCAUUUUGAAACGUUGGAAGAGAGACGUAAAUGUCCCAAUGAUGAUGAUGAUUUAUAUGCUGUUGAAUUUCAAUCUCUUAAAGAGUUGACUGAAUCUCUAAAAAGAGACAACUUUUAUGCUUGUAAACAUGGCUUAAAGGACGUCAAUAGAAGGAAAAAUCGGUACAAAGAUAUUCUGCCAUAUGAUUAUAGCAGAGUAAUAUUAAGUGAAUAUCCCGGUGUCCCUGGAUCAGAUUAUAUAAAUGCCAACUUCGUCCGUGGAUCAACUGGCUCAGCAUGUGCUUAUGUUGCUUCACAAGGACCACUUCCAAAUACUGUUGUUGAUUUUUGGCGGAUGAUUUGGGAAUGUGAAAUUAGGGUCAUUGUCAUGGCUUGCAAUGAAACCGAAUCAGGAAAAUAUAAAUGUGAAAUGUACUGGCCUUUGGUUAGUGAUCAAGAACAACAAUAUGGCAAUAUAACUGCUCAACAAAUUGAUUGGAGACAAGUUUGUCCAGACUUUCUUGUUCGUACAUUUAGGGUUACAUGCGACAAUAAAGAACGAAUUGUUUGUCAAUUUCAUUAUACAACCUGGCCUGAUCAUGGAGUUCCCACAACAGUCGGACCAAUUUUAGAGCUUGUUCGGUUGAUGAGAGAUGUCCAAGCAACCGAAGCAACCCCCAUUCUUGUUCAUUGUAGUGCAGGUUGUGGUCGAACGGGCACAAUUUGUAGUAUAGAUUAUGUUUGGGCUCUUCUUCGUACGGGAAAAUUGAAAGAAGAUUUCAGUUUAUAUAAAAUUAUCCAUGAAAUGAGGAGGCAAAGAAUUGCAAUGGUCCAAACCCAAGAACAAUACAUACUCUGCUAUAGAGCAGUUGCUGCUCUUUUUGAGCAACAAUUGAAAGUAAUAGAUGCCCAUACUUAUGAAAACUUAGAUGAAGACGGUGAACCCUAUCACAAAUUUGCUGAGGAAGAAAAUUCAGCUACAGCGAAUUCCAGUUCUGAUGAAGAAAGCUCGUCAGGUAUCAGUGAAGCGGAAAUUCAUUAUCGAGUUCAAAGGAGUGCCACUUUUCCAAGUAAAGAUAUGAAACAAUUGGUUGACUCUUGGAAGAGUAAAAAAAUGACAACCACUCCAUCCACAGAACUUCCUUUACACCCUUCAGAUUCCAUGAUGUACAAUGAAAAUCAAAGUAGCAACGAUAACAAACAGGAAAAGUUGAUUGGAAAGGCAACAGUCAUACGCCGACCAAGUAUUGCCAAGUUUAAGGCAAUGUUUGGUUCAAUGGAGUUGGCCCAUCAUCAACUGCGCUCUCAUCAUUCUCAAUCUCAUCCUCAUCAUCUUCAUAACCCUUCUCACCUACGUUCUUUGGAGCGUCUUCGAUUCAACGAAACAGCGUCAACUAACGGCAACAAUAACAACAAUAAUAACAGUAAUAGUAACUACUGUCAAAAUAAUUUCACCUCUCGCUUUCAAGAUUCUGAUUGUGCAGAUUCAGUUGCUACAUCUGAUCAAGAAGGUGAACCGGAUUGUGAACCGCCAUCUUGUUAUCAAAUAAAUGCCAAUCCUUUGUGUGAACCUAAAAAACCUUUCACCUAUUUGACUCCUGACCAAUUGAAAGCUUUCACAGCUCGCCCACCUUGUUCUCCUUCACCGCCACCACCUCCUACACUAAUUGGAGACUCCAAAAAUCAUGAAUCAAACUCUCCUGAUGAUGAAAUCGAUGGUCAACCAACUUAUGAAUCUCCUGCAGAUAUUUUGCGACAUCAACAUCCCUCUCAUACAAUGUUACAACGUUCAUUAGAUGAUGGAAUGAUCAAUGUUUUUAAUAAACACCGUUCAAGUUUGAUGAGAGAUGAAAUGCCUCCUCCUCCUAAGCCACCACGAACAUAUCAAUAUGGAACCAAAGGAAAUACCAUUUUUCUAAUGAACGGUCGAACGCUCACAAGUCCAAUGAACUCCAAUAAUAGUGGUCGUAUCAUUGUUUCAGUUGCUCAAAGAGUAAGACCAAGAAUUCAUAUCCCUGACGAAGAUAGAACUAAAUUUGCGGAUUCUAAAAGUCAUAAUGAUCUCUAUUCGGCUUCCACAUAUUCAAAUCUUCCAGCAUUUUCGUAUUUACAAUCACAACCACCACCACUUCCUCCACUACCAACUCAACUUUCUCAAUUGAACCAGUAUUACAGUUAUCCAUCUUCAGGGAAUCAUCAAUUAGAUAAAUCAAGCCAGGAGGGUCACAAUCAACCGAUCUAUGAACGAUUGAAACAUAAUAGUGGUCUCCAAGCAUCCAUUAAUGGACACGAUCUGCCAAAUAGAUCACUAUUUCGUCCACCAAUACCUCGAAUGCCUUUACCUCAAUCUAAUAAAAUGUUUAGUCGUGGAGGGCCUCCGCCUCCUUUCAUAACAGCACCUCGAAAUCUUGAGCCCAAUCGUUUUGGUAAUUUAACAGUUCGUCGAGAACCAGCCAGACAAACCAUUUUAAAUCAUCAAAAUAGUCCAAUGCAACUUCGCAAUCAUGGAGUAUUUCCUGGGUUGAAUAGCCAUUCUAUGAAUCAUAAUGUUGCUGCGCGUCCACGUUCGCCAAACCAAUUACCAGACUGUAAUGAAACCAAGAGUAAUAAUGAAUCCGUGUUUCAAGCACAAAAUAAAAUCAAUUUAAUGAAUAGUAACCAGAUGAAAUCAAAUGGUAAACACAAUGCCAGCUGUAUUCCUCGAAGUGGUAUUCCAGUUGCAGCUACUCCUACCCCAGGAAUCGCCAAAGUGAAUGAUAAAAGUCAUGAGAUUGUUAGGACGAACGACAAGAAAAAAGCGACCAAAACAAACAGUAAAAGUGAUUUAAAGGCUGUCAAAGACACAAAUCCAGGCAACCAUGAAACCAAGAAACAUUCAUUUUCUUUUAGCAGUACAUUUUUCCCAUUUCGUAAGACAACAAAAGCUAAAGGUACAACUAGUCCUAGCCAACAAUCAGUUCCGCAAUCUAAUCCACAAGGUAAUCCUAGCAUAAGGCCACCUCAUUCUCAUCGAUUCUCACCUCCAACUCAAUGGACUCAAGUUUGAUUUUUGGAAAGACGGUAGAUGAAGACAAAUUAGUAAAUUUAAAGCAAUUGAAUCGUAUAUCUUAUAUCGUGCAAUAAACUGCCUGAUUCAGUCUUACUGAUUGAGUGACUCCGGGGCUAAUUGUGCAACACAUUAAAUCUGUGUUGUGAAUCUCAAUUUUGAGGCUGGGCCUCAUAUUUUUUCAUUUUAUUUCUAGAAAUAAAUAUUCUUUUUUUGUCAUUCCACUUUCUUGGUCACAGACCAAUGAUGGCUCAUGUUAGAUUUUUAAGAUUAAAUACUUAUAAAUUGAAUUGAAAAAUUUU